Molecule: messenger RNA, 362 nt
Organism: Periconia digitata
Lineage: Eukaryota; Fungi; Ascomycota; Dothideomycetes; Pleosporales; Periconiaceae
Source: the annotation of a GenBank genome assembly
CGUGCUCCUCGCUUAUCCAGCACACCAGCCAUCACUUCGAAAUUUCAACCUUCGACGCCAACCAACAACACCACCUGCCCGAUCAACAAAAAUCCGUCAACAUGGAGAACGAACGCGGUGAUCUUGUCGACCUCUACGUCCCCCGCAAGUGCAGCGCCACUGGCCGCAUCAUCAAGGCCAAGGACCACGCCUCUGUCCAAAUCAGCGUCGGUCAGGUUGACGAGAACGGCCGCUACACCGGCGAGAACCACGCAUACGCCCUCUGCGGCUUCGUGCGCGCCAUGGGCGAGUCCGAUGACUCCAUGAACCGUCUCGCACAGAAGGACGGUUUCCUCAAGAGCGUCUGGAGUGCUUCGCGGUAA